AACAACAACAACAACAACAACAACAACAACAACAACAACAACAACAACAACAACAAGGAGAAGAAGAUAUGGAAAUAGCUAGUGAAGCAGGAGAAACUGAAGAGGAGCAACAACACCAGCAACAACAAGGAGAACCAGAAGAAAUAGAACAUAUGGCAGUGUAUACUGGACCAGGAGUGAUAGUUACAAUUCUGGAAUAUAUGGCGAUAGCGGUACACAAAACACAACCUCCACAUCGGAAAUAA
Adineta steineri is the source of this 245-nucleotide messenger RNA. NCBI's taxonomy places the organism in Eukaryota, Metazoa, Rotifera, Eurotatoria, Adinetida, Adinetidae. The record is from the annotation of a GenBank genome assembly.